UAAAGUGGGCUUGGCUUAGUCCACUUGUAUCACGUGCUACACCUCACACGAAUGGGGACCUCCAUUUCCCUCUGCCAGCGCUUCUGCAGCGAGACUGAACUUUUUGCUCUCAGCUCUCACUCUCACUCUCUUCUUUCCAUCAAGCCAAUUUAAGCAAAGGUUAGGAUGGCUACCCUUCGAAAUUUGAAAAUCAAGACGAGUACUUGCAAACGUAUUGUGAAGGAGUUGCAUUCCUAUGAGAAAGAAGUUGAGAGAGAAGCUGCUAAAACAACAGAAAUGAAGGAAAAAGGAUCUGAUCCUUAUGACCUUAAGCAACAGGAAAAUGUGCUGGCUGAAUCAAGAAUGAUGAUUCCUGAUUGUCACAAGCGUCUUGAAGCUGCAAUAGCUGACCUAAAAGCGACUUUGGUAGAGUUGGAGGAGUCUGAUCAUAAGGACGGACCAGAAAUUGAGGAUGCUCGAAGUACUCUUGCAGAGGUUACACAAUUAUUUCAAGCAACUGAGUAGUAGUGUGAGCCAAUAAUCUCAAUGUAAAGAGCUGGGCAUGGAUAUGUCCUUGUAUGAUUUGCUUCCACAGUUGCGAGCAGUUGAUAUUGAUUGUUGCUGUGAUGAGUUUUGGAAUAUGUUGCGAGAAAACAUCAUCUCCUGCCUAAUAUGCAAGUUUUCAUGAAUUUUAUUUUCA
This is a messenger RNA of Manihot esculenta (cassava), 679 nucleotides long. Its product is annotated as tubulin-folding cofactor A. Gene Ontology annotation, cellular component: cytosol; microtubule cytoskeleton. Gene Ontology annotation, molecular function: beta-tubulin binding. The coding region runs from base 166 to 504 and encodes 112 amino acids. The transcript is spliced from 4 exons. The record is from RefSeq and is a predicted model, not a curated record. NCBI's taxonomy places the organism in Eukaryota, Viridiplantae, Streptophyta, Magnoliopsida, Malpighiales, Euphorbiaceae. Gene Ontology annotation, biological process: tubulin complex assembly; post-chaperonin tubulin folding pathway.